This is a messenger RNA of Larimichthys crocea (large yellow croaker), 2861 nucleotides long. It is a transcript of the gene tmbim4, whose product is annotated as transmembrane BAX inhibitor motif containing 4. Gene Ontology annotation, cellular component: membrane. The transcript has 7 exons. Lineage: Eukaryota; Metazoa; Chordata; Actinopteri; Sciaenidae. The record is from RefSeq and is a predicted model, not a curated record. The coding region runs from base 141 to 743 and encodes 200 amino acids. Gene Ontology annotation, biological process: negative regulation of apoptotic process.
UGUAUUCGUUCAGUUCGUCAACGUCACGCCGUCAGCUGACGUAGUGGCGAGGCAUCUUCUUCCUUCCUUCGUCAUUCCAUGUCGUUGAGGAUUUGAAGCUACCUUUCUUUGUCCGGUUGAGAAAACGUUACAGUGACACGAUGUCUAGUGAAAAAUACCCCAGGUCUUCUAUUGAAGACGACUUUAACUACGGCACAAAUGUCGCCACAGCCAGUAUUCAGAUCCGGAUGGACUUCCUGAGGAAAGUGUACACCCUCCUGAGCUUGCAGAUCAUUCUAACCACAGCUACGUCUGCCCUCUUCAUGUUCUCUCAAACCAUCAAGGACUUUGUUCACGGCAGUCCUGCUGUGGUUCUGGUUUCGGCCCUGGGCUCUCUGGUUCUUCUGCUGGCCCUGGCCAUGUACAGACACCAACAUCCAAUCAACCUCUACCUGCUACUUAUAUUUACACUGUUGGAAGCAGUUUCUGUGGCCACAGCUUUGACCUUCUAUGAAUACUCCAUUGUCCUGCAAGCCUUGUUCCUGACCUGUGCAGUGUUUGCUGGACUGACAGCCUACACCUUCCAGUCUAAGAGAGACUUCAGCAAAAUGGGAGCAGGACUUUUUGCCUGCCUGUGGAUCCUCAUCAUUGCAAGUUUAAUGAGAGAACAGGUCACAUAUGAGUGCCUCACUGGUAGCCAGGCUUAUCACCAAGACAUCAGUGUCAUCAGACACAAGGAUGACAGAUUUGUGACCAGUCCUUGAAGCAUGGCAAGCAUGGAGUACCAUGGACGACAGGUCUGCUACCUUGUGCACUCCCUGUUGGGUCAGCUUGUAACACGGAUCGUUGGUUGUAGUGUACAGAACCUUUUCAUAGAAUCUUGUUCUAGACUGUUCUUUGCCCCACUCUUUGAGCAAGAAGGUAGCAAGAUUUGUUUUGUUGUUGUUCCUUUGUAGGAAUUUUUUCCAUUGCUGAACUCUGUGCCCUGCAGUGAUCUGUUUGACCUCUGUGCCUGAGUCUCCACCUCUGGCCACUCUCUCUAUGUGUUUGAUAGAAGCCUCAUUAUAUACAUCAAAAACAAUGUCAACAUGGGUGCUGUGACUUGCAUCAGCAAAUGUCUUGCCAUCACCAUUCAGCUUCUGAACAAGUGCAAUGCCAUCUAUUAUGCAGGUGGAAUUUAAUGGCAGUGAUUCAGCAACACAUGGGAACUUGAGCAGUUGCUUGGCCAGUGAGAAUUUGCAAGUCUUCCUCACAUUGCCAUCUGGUGAAGCAAGAGCCCACGGAAAUGGUCCAAGGGGGAGAUAACACCUCCUUCAGGUUGAGCUGUCUACUCUGGGCAAAUAUUCGAUUAUCAGCUUUGAGGAUAACUUCUUUAUUCCCAGUUUUACACGUCUUUGCCUUUCCCUGCAUUGAGGAGAAGGUUUUCAGUUUCAUCUUGGAGAGUGGUGCAUGGAACUGCUUUGCAGGAGGAUUACUCUCAACACGCUCAGCAGAGAAGGUUCUGUAGGCAUUCUCGCCAAUGGUGUGUGCAUUCAGAAGGUCUUCAGCAACAUCUGCUGGUGCUGUACUUCCAGUAGACAGAGAAACAAGGGACUCACCACCUGCAAAUGGAUUUAUCAAACUAGAAUCCAACAGAUCCACAGUGCUUGUAAUGUGUUCUUCGUCCUUGGCAAUUCUGCUUUGUCCAAGGUCCUUGUGAGAACAGUCACUUUGUUGGAGUCCCAGGGAGCUUUUCUAUAUAGACAGGUAAGUGCUUUUGCACUCAUCAGUAAGAUAAUAUCUUGAGACAGCUGCUGGGUUCAAGCUGAACCCUUUUGUGCCUCCAGCUGUCUGAGUGUCCCGAUUGACAGUUUCCUCUAGGGUCUGGUCAAUCGGAACCCUGCCAAAUGUGUUUGUUGCACUCAGCUGGGCCGAAAAGCCACCUUCACAGAGAAACAUGUACAGAUCUGGUUUCUCAUGUUUAAUGUGGCUCAUCUCUGAGUAGUAAGCAGUGAGUGACCUUGCAUAAUUCAGAUUAUCAUAGGCAAAGGUCCAGGGGAUGAUUGAUCGAAUGCUAGCCAUGUGCAAUUCCCAGUUUCCUUCACGUGAUGCCCUCACAAGGUUUAGUAUAACCUCCACCAUGUCAAUAUAUGACAUACAGAAGCUGGCCAGCGGACCUUGCUGAAAUCUGAGAUGCUGCAGGAAUUUACAGAAAUACUGAUGGACUUUUCUGAAGACUGUACGGUCAAGUGAUUCUUCUAAAGUGAUUGAUGAUAUAUCCUCAGAAAAGACACUCAAGUCUAGGGGCAGGAUAUCUAGGAGAUCGUGGGCAUCAGGAUGGUUCUCUGUAAGCCACUGGGGAAACUGACAGACCAGCAUCAGGAGGGCUUCAUACAUGAUUUUGUGGAAUCUCAGAGAUCUAUUGUACUUAUGGCCAUCCAAAACACCACUGACAGAUCCCUCGGCCACAGCUCCAGAUUCAAUGCACAUGUCCCUUAGGCCUGCAGCCUGGAAGCACUUCCCAAUCACACCCAAGAACAUACAGAUGGUGUGAAAGACUUAGAGAGUAACGACCUGCAACAGAGAAGAUUUCUAGUCCCAGCGAACUAACAUUAAAGCUAAGAUGGUGGAGUUAAUUUUUUAUGGACAGAUUUAGCUACUUAGUGUUACUACGAGCUACUUAGACUACUAGUCUAAGUUAGCUGUUAUGUUUUUAAGCUAAUAGCUGAUGGUGAUCCAAACAUUUCCAAUAAAUCCACAGCCUUAUAAUGUCCACAAAGUCAAAAUAUAUUCCAAAAAGUUCCAUUUUAAAAAUCAAACAUGUUUUUAUCAAUUAAAAUAUUCUUCUUCAGUCCAUAUAAGUCUUUUUAUUAGCCACACUAGCCACACAUAUUCUGGUCUUU